This is a messenger RNA of Eruca vesicaria subsp. sativa (arugula), 1365 nucleotides long. Lineage: Eukaryota; Viridiplantae; Streptophyta; Magnoliopsida; Brassicales; Brassicaceae. The record is from the annotation of a GenBank genome assembly.
AUGCAAACCAGUGCUCAUCGUGAGAAACCCACCUCCAUCGCCAUGAUCUUGGAAACUCAACGAAUCGUCGAUAAGCGUCCGAGAAAACGACCGCGUUUAGCUUGGGAUGCUCCUCCUCUUCCUCCACCAACGGUGUUUUAUCCUCCGUUGUACUAUGGUCAAGAGUUUGUGAGUGGAGUAGCUCCAAGCUUUGUGUACCCGAACAUGUUUUAUAACGGCUUUACUCGUCAGGGCUCUCCUCCUUGGAGACCUGAUGAUAAAGAUGGACACUUUGUCUUUGUUGUUGGAGAUACUUUGACCCCACGAUAUCAGAUUCUCAGCAAAAUGGGUGAAGGUACGUUUGGGCAAGUAUUGGAGUGUUUUGAUAAUAAGAACAAAGAGGCUGUGGCGAUCAAAGUUAUACGGUCUGUAAAUAAGUAUCGUGAAGCUGCUAUGAUUGAGAUUGACGUGUUGCAGAGGCUUACAAGGCAUGAUGUUGGUGGUUCUCGUUGUGUGCAAAUACGGAAUUGGUUUGACUAUCGUAAUCAUAUUUGUAUUGUGUUUGAGAAGCUUGGGCCAAGCUUAUAUGAUUUCCUCCGCAAAAACAGCUACCGUUCAUUUCCUAUUGAUCUUGUUCGGGAGCUUGGCAGACAACUUUUGGAAUCUGUAGCAUAUAUGCACGAUUUACGGCUGAUUCACACAGAUUUGAAGCCGGAGAACAUUCUUCUGGUAUCAUCUGAAUAUAUCAAAAUACCUGAUUACAAGUUUCUAUCACGACCCACAAAAGACGGGUCAUACUUCAAGAAUCUACCGAAGUCAAGUGCCAUCAAGCUUAUUGAUUUUGGAAGUACAACGUUUGAACAUCAAGACCACAACUACAUCGUAUCCACAAGGCAUUACCGCGCACCAGAAGUUAUACUAGGGGUUGGAUGGAACUAUCCAUGUGACCUGUGGAGUAUUGGUUGCAUACUUGUUGAACUUUGUUCGGGAGAGGCACUUUUCCAAACGCAUGAAAAUUUGGAGCAUUUGGCCAUGAUGGAAAGGGUACUAGGACCAUUGCCACCUCAUAUGGUGCUCAGAGCCGACCGGCGCUCGGAGAGAUACUUCAUGCGAGGUGCAAAGUUGGAUUGGCCUGAAGGUGCAACGUCGAGAGACAGCUUGAAAGCAGUGUGGAAACUUCCCCGGUUACCGAACUUGAUCAUGCAGCAUGUGGAUCACUCGGCGGGUGAUCUGAUAGAUCUAUUACAAGGGCUGCUUAGAUAUGAUCCAGCGGUGAGGCUCAAGGCAAGAGAAGCAUUGAACCAUCCCUUCUUCACACGAAGCCGAGAACAGAGUAUCCCCUUUAACUCAAACCCUGGUCCAUUUUUAUAUAACCACAAGAACUAG